UCAGUAAGCAGUGUUUAUGACUAAGAAGACCACUCCGUUCACUACUAAACACAGUGAAUGACACAGCAGGAGUACAAUAUUAUAUAACAAAUGAAAAUAUGCCAAAAACUACAAAAUGGAACCCAGAGAAGAGGUACCAACCUGAGAUUCAUUUCCUGGGGGACAGAAGUAUGACCGUGUCCCCAUCCUAUGAAAAUACAGGUAAUGGGGUCACUGUAUAAUACACUGGACACCAAAAAAUGGAGUCGGGAAGCCAUAAACUAGCUGUGGGACUCUGAGAAGGUCCCUUUCACUUUUCUUUGCCUCAGUUUCCCCAUGUAUGAAAUGGAGGUCAUACCCCCAUCUUCAAAGUGUGGACAAAGUUUAUAACACAUGCAAAAAGUAUUCAAAAACCAUACAAAUGAAAGCGCAUGACUGACAUCCCUACUUACAUGUCUCAUAAGCAAUCUCAAAUUCAACAGGCCCAAGAUGAAAUUCUCAAUCAUCCCCCAACACCUGCUCCUCACCUUUCCCACCUCAAUAAAUGUCACCACUUCAGUACUCUGGGAACCAUUCUUGGUUUUUCUCAACCAAUCCAUCAUCCAGUCCUAUUCACCUUUUUUUUUUUUCCUCGAGACAAGGUCUCGCUCUGUCACCCAGGCUGGAGUGCAGUGGUGUGAUCUCAGCUCACUGCAGCCUCGAAUUCCUGGGCUCAAGGGUUCCUCCCACCUCAGCCUCCCAAGUAGCUGGGACUACAGGCACGGGCCACCUAAUAUUUUGUACUUUUUGUAGAGACGGAAUCUUGCCAUGUUGCCCAGGCUGCUCGCAAACUCCUGGGCUCAAGCGAUCCUCCCCUUUGGCCUCCCAAAGUGCUGAGAUUACAGCCGUGGGCCACUGCACCAGGCCCUUCAUUCACUUCUAUCUGCACAGUCACCACCCUAAUGUAAGCGAAAAUCAUCUCUCACAUGAUAAUGAAGCAGCCAAAAUGGUCUCUGGGCUUCUCCUGUGCUCUCUCCAGUCCAAACCAGGGCUCUAAACCCUUUAAACUACCCACUGUUCUUGAAAGAAACCAAACUUCUGAAUCUGGCUUAAAAGGCCCUACAUGAUCUCUUCCCCUGCUGCUCCCUCAAACCACUCUCCCCGUCCCCGACCUUGUGCCAGCACACGGGCGUUUCUGUAGUUCACAACUGUAUUCUGCUUCCUCCUGACAAACUCUUAACUCAUCCUUUGGGUCUCAUUUCAGAGUUGGGUCCCCGCCAUACACUCUCAGAGAACCCUGAAGUACUUAAGCAUUUGUGUAAUUAUUUUAUUACAAAAAGUACAAAAUCACAAACGGUUAGAAACCAAAUCGACUAUAAGCUCCAUGAGGGUAAGUACUGUCCUCUGUUUGGUUCACCUCUGUAUCCCCAGGAAAACAGGGUCCAGCACACGGUCUGGGCUCAAUAUUUGAGCCCAGACGAGGUGAGGGGGGACAAAGUAGUCACCUAAAAAUCCUAACUCAAAAAGAUAAAGUUCUAACCGUAUGUGGAUGCCCAUUUUCUUUCAACUCUCUCCACCUCCAUUCUCAACGGCUCAGGCCAAAUCAUACAAGGGUCAGAUACCUCACGUCUCCAAGCUCAGGCAGCCCCCGCUGUCUUCCACCCCAUAAAAUCCUAAAUCCAAAGUGAGCCCGUCCUAGCUCUGGGGCGAGAGAAAACAGGCCUCUUUCGCCCCUGCAGGUGAGGGUCCCGGACCGCCCGGAGGCAGGCUCCUCAUCCAGACCUACUGGCCAGGACUCCUCCACACUAUUCCGCGCAGCCAUGACGCACGCAGACCGCAGCACUUCGUCAGCGAAGAAGCCGCUGAGCGCGAGGCGCUUCUUCGCGGCUUCUCAAGCACCGUUCAAACCGCGCGUCGGACCCAAGUGCCUAGUUUCGAGUUGCAAAGCCUCAGAUGUCCACCCUAUUCAAGGAGAAGGGACUGAAAAGACGACGACCCCGGUCCUCUCUCUUUAAGAACCACCCCCAUUCGAGCCUGACGGGGGCUCUCAGUAAACUCGCGAGAGCCACCGGCUUCCGCCCGCUUCCUCCUCUCGCCUUGCCGGGCCGGAAGAAAGGUGGCACCUCCCACCCCCCAGCCUGUACCUCACAAGGCGGCGCGGACCCAGCUGCGGCCAAUCGGUGGGCUCAUUGUAGGCUGCGGGGCAGAGAGCCAAUGAGAAGUCGCGGCGGACGCAGAGCUUCUCCUCACUCGCACCGGCCCCCUCCCUUCCGCCUGCCGCCUUCCACUCCGCCCCUGGCGGAGGAAGUGAUGUCACAGGCCCCAUGUGAGCGGAUUGCAACACAUGCAGCUGCCUGGAGAGAGGGAGCCGGUGUCCUACGUCAGAGCCGCCGCCGCCGCGGAGCCGCCGCCGGGGAGGAGCAGCCGCUGCCGCCCAGGACUGGGCCCUUAGGGAGGAGGAGGCGAGAAGAUGGCGGACGACCCCAGUGCUGCCGACAGGAACGUGGAGAUCUGGAAGAUCAAGAAGCUCAUUAAGAGCUUGGAGGCGGCCCGCGGCAAUGGCACCAGCAUGAUAUCAUUGAUCAUUCCUCCCAAAGACCAGAUUUCACGAGUGGCAAAAAUGUUAGCGGAUGAGUUUGGAACUGCAUCUAACAUUAAGUCACGAGUAAACCGCCUUUCAGUCCUGGGAGCCAUUACAUCUGUACAACAAAGACUCAAACUUUAUAACAAAGUACCUCCAAAUGGUCUGGUUGUAUACUGUGGAACAAUUGUAACAGAAGAAGGAAAGGAAAAGAAAGUCAACAUUGACUUUGAACCUUUCAAACCAAUUAAUACGUCAUUGUAUUUGUGUGACAACAAAUUCCAUACAGAGGCUCUUACAGCACUACUUUCAGAUGAUAGCAAGUUUGGAUUCAUUGUAAUAGAUGGUAGUGGUGCACUUUUUGGCACACUCCAAGGAAACACAAGAGAAGUCCUGCACAAAUUCACUGUGGAUCUCCCAAAGAAACACGGUAGAGGAGGUCAGUCAGCCUUGCGUUUUGCCCGUUUAAGAAUGGAAAAGCGACAUAACUAUGUUCGGAAAGUAGCAGAGACUGCUGUGCAGCUGUUUAUUUCUGGGGACAAAGUGAAUGUGGCUGGUCUAGUUUUAGCUGGAUCCGCUGACUUUAAAACUGAACUAAGUCAAUCUGAUAUGUUUGAUCAGAGGUUACAAUCAAAAGUUUUAAAAUUAGUUGAUAUAUCCUAUGGUGGUGAAAAUGGAUUCAACCAAGCUAUUGAGUUAUCUACUGAAGUCCUCUCCAACGUGAAAUUCAUUCAAGAAAAGAAAUUAAUAGGACGAUACUUUGAUGAAAUCAGCCAGGACACGGGCAAGUACUGUUUUGGCGUUGAAGAUACACUAAAGGCUUUGGAAAUGGGAGCUGUAGAAAUUCUAAUAGUCUAUGAAAAUCUGGAUAUAAUGAGAUAUGUUCUUCAUUGCCAAGGCACAGAAGAGGAGAAAAUUCUCUAUCUAACUCCAGAGCAAGAAAAGGAUAAAUCUCAUUUCACAGACAAAGAGACCGGACAGGAACAUGAGCUUAUCGAGAGCAUGCCCCUGUUGGAAUGGUUUGCUAACAACUAUAAAAAAUUUGGAGCUACGUUGGAAAUUGUCACAGAUAAAUCACAAGAAGGGUCUCAGUUUGUGAAAGGAUUUGGUGGAAUUGGAGGUAUCUUGCGGUACCGAGUAGAUUUCCAGGGAAUGGAAUACCAAGGAGGAGACGAUGAAUUUUUUGACCUUGAUGACUACUAGGUAGUCGACAUGGGUCCGGCAAAACGUGCCUCACCCUCCAGCAUCCAACCCAAGGAGCAUACCCGUGGUGGAAUCCAAACAGAUCCCUGCCUUACAAUUGGAACAUUUCCAGAACUUAAUCCAUGAGCAUUGGAUAUUGAAAAGAAAACCGAAACAAAACCAGACCCAGCCCUACACUUUGGUUUGUCAUGGUGUCAGCACAGCAGCCUACAACUAAGUUCCUAAAUGCCACUUUGGACUAAUUUAAAAAAGAAUCCCAGUUUUUACUUUUACUGGAUGGUGAAAUUGGUUGCUCUUGUAUUUUAUGAAAAAAAAAUGAUUUUUUUAACCUUCAUACAUAGAAGCAAAAAUACUUUAACUGCUGUAAACCUUCAAAAGUUAAUAGAAGUGAGAUCAUACUGGUUUGUUUCUUAUUUUGAUUGGAGAAAAAUUAAAUUGCUGCAUUUCGCAGUGACCCAUUUACAUGGCAUUCUCAGCUUAGACUGCGUAAGAAGAAAUAUAUGUGGUGAAAUGUUGGAACCAUUUCUCUCUUGGUCUCUGUUUAAUGUUGAAAGGGUGAGCUAAUAGGAGGCACUUUCAACUUCACUCCCUCACGCUACCCCGUCCCCCUCCAGACUGGCAGUUUCAAGGAUGCAAAUUGCGUUGCAAAAUCAAACUGACUCAUGAAGCAUUUGGGCCAGUGCACUGUUUACUUCCAUCUGUUUGCAGACACGUUUGUGCCCGGCGUUUGGGAGCCCUUUGUAUCAGUGUUCUGACAAGGGUCCCUGUAACCUUAACCUACUCGAAACCAGUUUGGGAUGGAUAUGAUGGGGCUUCUGUGCUAUUGCUGGGAUUGGGAGAAAUAAAACAUGCAAUUUAAGUGGAAGCGAAGAAA
Messenger RNA from Pongo pygmaeus (Bornean orangutan), 4616 nucleotides. RefSeq names its product eukaryotic translation termination factor 1 (gene ETF1). Gene Ontology annotation, biological process: translational termination. NCBI's taxonomy places the organism in Eukaryota, Metazoa, Chordata, Mammalia, Primates, Hominidae. The transcript has 11 exons. Gene Ontology annotation, molecular function: translation release factor activity. The coding region runs from base 2429 to 3742 and encodes 437 amino acids. The record is from RefSeq and is a predicted model, not a curated record.